This is a messenger RNA of Spirodela intermedia, 1772 nucleotides long. Lineage: Eukaryota; Viridiplantae; Streptophyta; Magnoliopsida; Alismatales; Araceae. The record is from the annotation of a GenBank genome assembly.
AUGGCUUCCCUCCUCGCGCUGUCCGUCCUCUCCCUUCUCCUCUCCCUGUCCCCCGCCUCCACCGCCGCCAACAACUUCCACCGCCACCGGCGGCCCCCCUUGUCGGCCGGACACCCACCGUCAAUGAAGGUGGCGCCGUCGCUUGCCGUGAUCCAGCAGGCCUGCAAGGGCACACAAUUCCCCGACUCCUGCGCGUCCUCGCUCUCCAGUUCACCCUCCCUUCCCCCGAAUCCAACCCCUUCCGACCUCAUCCUCGCUGCCAUUUUUGCCUCCACCCAAAACCUGAAGACCGCCCAAUCCAUGGCUCAUUCCAUCCUGGAUUCUUCCUCCGGCAACCCCAACCGCUCCAAUGCCGCAGGCAACUGCAUUGAGCACCUGGGCUACUCCGGCCACCGCCUCUCCCGCGCCGCCGACGCCCUCCCCCCGGGGAGGACGAAGGACGCCCGCGCCUGGACCAGCGCCGCACUGCUCUACCAGUACGACUGCUUCUCCGCGCUCAAGUACGUGAACGGGACCAAGGAGGUGAACGACGCCAUGUGGUUCCUCAUCUCCCUCACCGAGCUCACCAGCAACGCCCUCUCUAUGCUGGCCGCCUACGAGCGCUUUGGCAGUAACACGGCCGCGUGGGUGCCGCCGCAGACGGAGCGAGAUGGGUACUGGGGAGACGACGCGGUGGCGGCCGGCGGAGGGGAGCCCCACAGGGGCGGCGGCUUCCCGUCAGACCUGUCGCCGCCGGACGCCAAGGUGUGCAAGGACCAGGGGAGCGGGUGCUACCGGACUGUCCAGGAGGCGGUGAGCGCCGCGCCGGACUUCGGCGCCUCCAGGUUCGUGAUCUACAUCAAGGAGGGGAUUUACCAUGAGACAGUGAGGAUCCCGUUCGAGAAGACCAACGUCGUGUUCCUCGGUGACGGCAUGGGGAAGACAAUCAUCACCGGAGACCUCAACGUCCAGAUUGCCGGAGUCUCCACCUACAACACCGCCACCGUAGGUACGAGGAAGAAGAAAGAGACAGUGGCCUUUCCUUUCUUCUUUUCUUCCUUACUGCAUGUGGUAGUGAAAGAUGGAUAUCCUGGUGCUGAAUUGCAGGCGUCAAUGGAGACGGAUUCAUGGCGAAGGGGCUGACCUUCGAGAACACGGCCGGACAGGACGCCCACCAGGCGGUGGCGUUCCGGUCGGACAGCGACCUGUCCGUGCUGCAGGAGGUGGAGUUUCUGGGGCACCAGGACACACUUUACGCCCGCUCUCUCCGGCAGUUCUACAGGUCCUGCCGGAUCGCCGGCACCGUCGACUUCAUAUUCGGCAACUCGGCGGCCGUCUUCCAGGACUGCCUCGUCCUGGUCCGCCCCCGGCAGCUCUCGCCGGAGAAGGGGGAGACCAACGCCGUCACCGCCCACGGCCGGACGGACCCCGCGCAAGCAACGGGGUUCGUCUUCCAGAGCUGCGUCGUCAACGGUACCGACGAGUACAUGGAGCUCUACGGCCGGAAGCCGGCGGCGCAUAGAAACUACCUGGGCCGGCCAUGGAAGGAGUACUCCAGGACGGUCUUCAUACGGUGCUACCUCGAGCGGCUGGUGCGGGCGGAGGGGUGGCUGCCGUGGACGGGGGACUUCGCCCUGAAGACGCUGUUCUACGGGGAGUUGGAGAGCUCCGGCCCGGGGGCGAAUUCGGCGGCCAGGGUGCCCUGGAGCACCCAGAUCUCGCCGGAGCACGGCGACGUCUACUCAGUGCGGAGCUUCAUCCAGGGGGACGACUGGAUCCCCGCCAGUUCCUGA